Salvia miltiorrhiza (redroot sage) is the source of this 1184-nucleotide messenger RNA. RefSeq lists its product as uncharacterized. Gene Ontology annotation, biological process: peptide biosynthetic process; translational elongation. Gene Ontology annotation, cellular component: cytoplasm. The transcript has 11 exons. Gene Ontology annotation, molecular function: translation elongation factor activity. Bases 207 to 1184 code for a protein of 325 amino acids. NCBI's taxonomy places the organism in Eukaryota, Viridiplantae, Streptophyta, Magnoliopsida, Lamiales, Lamiaceae. The record is from RefSeq and is a predicted model, not a curated record.
AAAUUGGUGAAUUGAGAAAAUGUAAAUAAAGAAAAUAAUAGGAGCCCUGAUUUUGUUUUUCCAUAUCCAUUACUAUCAGUUGCGCUGCUACUUCUUAUUUGUCUCUUUUCUUCUUCAUUUUCACUUAUAAUAUAGAUAUAGAUUCGCUCUUCUUCCUUAACUAAUCCUAGUCUGCAGCAUUAACCGCCGUUGGAUUCGAUUCCGGCAUGGCGGGAGUUUCCGGUUUCAAAUGCCCCUGCUUCCGGCCGCUGUCUUCCUCACUCUCCUACAGUUCCAGCCGUUUUCCUGCGCCGCAGCUCAGGAUUCCGCGCCGUCUCUCCACAUUCCCCAGAAUUUACGCAUUGACGAGCAACGAUAUUAAAGUCGGCCUCAACAUUGAAGUGGAUGGGAAUCCGUGGAAGGUUAUUGAGUUCCUCCAUGUUAAACCUGGAAAGGGGGCAGCAUUUGUAAGGACCACAUUGCGAAAUUAUGUGACUGGAAAUCAAGUUGAAAAAACUUUCAGAGCUGGAAGUAAGAUAGAAGAGGCUGACAUAUCCAAAGAGACCAAGCAAUACACUUACAAAGAUGGUGCUCAGUAUGUUUUCAUGGAUUUGAAUACAUAUGAAGAAGCCCGUCUGAAUGCGGUAGAUGUUGGAGAUAAAGACAAGUGGUUGAAAGAAGGCAUGGACUGCAAUUUGUUAUUCUGGAACGGGAAGGUCAUUGAUUUUGAACUCCCCAUAACUGUGAAGUUGAAAGUUACUGAAGUUGAUCCCGGUUUAAAGGGCGACACAGCUCAAGGAGGAUCAAAGCCUGCCACUAUUGCAAGAGAAGUUUUGGAUGCUGCUGCUCGGAUUGUAAGACCUGGAAUUACUACUGAUGAAAUUGAUGAUGUUGUUCAUGAAGCAACUAUUGCUGCUGCUUGCAGAGAUUUACUUCAGCCAUUCAAUCCUGUUCCGAAGUUCAUCAUAAUCAAAUCUGUAGUAUUUCUUACAUAUUGGCAGUGUGAUGUAGUGGACAUUUCAGAUGAUGAGGAUUCCUUUUUGCUGGAAAAUGAUGCUGGAGUUAUACCCAAGGAUGAGAAUUUGGAUUAUGAUUUACCACCGCCGAAAACAUUCUCAAUGCCAAGGGAGGCCCUUCAGAAACCAAAGAUUGAAGUUCUUGAUAAUAGUUUUUCUGGGGAAUGCAGUGAUAGUUUAGCUGGAUAA